AUGACUGAAGAAGAAUUUAUCAAUAUAACAGCUAUCAUAUAGAAAACAAAUAAUUAAAAAAUCAUUUAAACUCUAAAUCAAUUCAAAAGUACUAUAGAGAAAGUCAAUUCCUCAGAUGGAAACAAAAUAUUCGUUAAGCGAUGUUUGAAUAUUGUUUAUAAUGAUGUGCUUUCAAAAAUUGAUGAAUUGUCAGAUAUGGAAGACAACAGAGGUAACUAAAUAAAAUUGGCUUUUGAACUUGAAAAAAUAAAGAAAGUUACCGAGAUGCUGCCUUAUAUCAAUAAAAAACCAAAAAAUACUAUUUUUAAUGACGAAGAAUAUAUGAAUAUUCCGAAUAUCGAGGUAAUCAAAUUGGAUGAACCUGAGAAUGUCAAAUAGCAAUUAAAAAAUUUUUAUCAAAAAGUAUCUUUGGGACACGCAUACAUAAAUUCUGGGAAAUAAUAUCAAUCUCAAUUCAUGUAAUGUGUAGUUAGAAAUUUGAAGGCUCUUUAUUAUUUGUCAAAUCAAGAGGAAACUAAUUUGGCUGCCACAGAAGUAAUCACUAAUCCAACACUCGAACAUGCUUUGCAAUUGUGGAGAAUUAUAGACGAAUCCAAAAUAGUAAAAGCUGGAUAUAAAUUACAAUUGGAAUAAGUGAAACUGAAGAAAAUAAUCUAUAUUCCAAGACUAUUCAAUCAAAUUACCUUAGAUACUUUACAUCAUUAUAAUACAAAUUCAACUGAUAUUCCUAAAAAUUUACUCUAUUAGGUGGCAUUCAGAACAAUCAGAAAGAAACAGAAUGACUAUGACAUUAGAGUUAGAGUUAUGUGUCAUAAGUAAAUCUUUAAGCAAAAAUUAUCUAAUUAAGAUUUUGUGUAGGUCGUAAGAAAUUUGACAAAAAGUGAAUUUCAAAUACAAAGGACAUAACAUAUACAAUAACUGUAGUAGUCGUCAAACUUUUUUGGGGGGUGUUGUAUUUCAUCAAGAAAUGAGGUCGGAGAAUUGGGAGUACAUACAAUGUAGAAUAUCAUCAUCCAUAUCCAUGGCGGAGGAUUCAUCUCUAUGUCUUCCUUUUCUCAUUAAUCAUACACCAGGAAAUGGGUUAAUCAAUUGGCCAAUACAGUCGUCUUCUCUAUUGAUUAUCGUUUGGCCCCGGAGAACCCAUUUCCAUUGGCUCUUGAUGACUGUUGGCAAUAUUACAUGUGGAUUGUUCAUUUUAGUUCUGCCUAUUUCAAUAUCUCACCUAAAAAUAUCAUCUUGAUUGGAGACUCUGCUGGUGGUAAUUUGGCUUUGGGAAUAGUGAUUAGAGCAAUAGAGACAAAUCAAAGAGUCCCAGAUAAGAUUGUCUUGCAAUACCCUGCUGUUAAUUUGAAUCUUUGUGAUGUAGUGCCUUCUAAUCUCAAAAGUAUGAAUGAUUAAAUGAUACCAAUGGGACUCUUGAUGCUGUGUAGAUAAAGUUAUCUUAGGAAUCAAUCAGAUCUACCAAAUGAUUAUUAUGCAUCUCCUAUUCUAGCUCCCCAGGAAGUCAUAAAACAAUUUCCCAAGGAUUUUGUUAUCUUUGUGGGAUCUGAUGAUGUAUUGUUGGAUAACUCUGUAGAAUUCGUUCAUUAUUGUAAAGAUAAUGGAUUAGAGAAUAUCAAACUAAAAGUAUUUGAAAGUCUUCCUCAUGGAUUCUAGAACAUGGGCAUGAGAAACAAUGGAGUGAAUGCUGCUGAAUCUGCAAAUAGAUAAAUCGUAGAAUAAAUUAGAGAAUUCCUUGUUUGA
This is a messenger RNA of Paramecium octaurelia, 1743 nucleotides long. The record is from the annotation of a GenBank genome assembly. NCBI's taxonomy places the organism in Eukaryota, Ciliophora, Oligohymenophorea, Peniculida, Parameciidae.